UUUUGCCUACAUUAAGUUCGCCACUCCCAAGACAGUAGAGCAAGACUAAUGGAUUUAUUACGGUCAUUGUGCGUUCUCGCAACUAUUUGGGAAACGGUCCAUUUGAAUAAUUAUUAGCAAGAGAAAAUAUCCAUCUAGUGCAGAAAACCGGGCAACAAAUUUUAGAGGCAUGUCUCCUAACUAUAAGCUGAUUUACUUCAAUGCUAGAGGGCGAGCCGAGCAUAUCCGUUUUAUAUUCGCUUAUGCCGGCGUGGAAUACGAGGACGAGAGGAUCCCUCGAGAAAAAUGGCCAGAAAUCAAAAAAAGAACGCCGUUUGGAAUGCUCCCAGUCCUUGAAAUAGAUGGAAAAGCGGUGGCUCAGAGCAACGCUGUGGCAAGAUAUCUGGCGAGACAAUAUGGCUUAGCAGGACGAAAUGAAUGGGAAGCUUUGCAAUGUGACGUCUUGGUUGACACUCUAGGAGAUCUCAAACAGGUUCUUGCACAAUUUCGAAUGGAACAGGAUCCGAUCAAGAAGGAAGAAAAGAAGGCCCGCUUGAUGAAGGAAACAAUACCUUUUUAUUUAUCCAAAUUCGAGAAAAUUCUCUCGGAAAAUAACGGAUUUUCAGUGGGAUCUGAGAUAACCUGGUGCGAUUUUGUGUUCGCUGUGUCUCUCGAAAACUUCGAGCACAUCUUUGGCAAAGCCGCUCUGGAUCAGUAUCCGGCCCUGAAAGCUCUAAAAAUAAAAGUCUAUAGCAUUCCUAGUAUAAACGCAUGGGUGUCGAAGCGACCCGCCACUGAAUCGUAAACUGUUCGCACAUUUGUACAUAUUUCAGUUGGGGACUUUGUAAUUGGACGAGCAAUUACACUCCGGCCUUAAUCGGUUUUAUUCAACUCUUGGUUUCGACGAUAAACAUAUCACCAGAUAUCCCAAAUGAGUUUCUAGAAGAGCGAACGAGUUCGCGAAAUGUACCUAGCUGUAAGUUAAGUAUGUGUUCAAAAUCAAAAAUUUAUAAACGAGUUGUUUAUCAGUGUGUACAAUGUAAACAUGGUAUACUGCUAUAAAAUACAAUAACAAAAAUUGUACAUAGAAUCAAAAAUUCUAGAGGAUUAUUUUUUAGGAGAUUUUAGAAAAGCACGCUACUUGUAAUAUUUUUAUAUUAUAUCUAUAUUUGUAAAAAAAAGUCGGUUAAAUUUCCAGGUUAAGCAUUUCUUUCUUCAGUUCCAGUAGAGUCACCAAAUCAAUGUACAUGUAAUGGCUCAUGUAAAAAGCGCUUUACAUUGCUGUUCGAUAGACUUAGUAAUUGUUGGAUUAUUUAAUAGGUGUUGUUAAUACAAUGAGUUUAAUUUAGUUUUUUAUUACAUGUAAUGUUUGUAUUAUUUGUUAUUCCAUAGAAAUGUCUAGUUGUUUAAUAAAAACCUCAAAAUCAAA
Tribolium castaneum (red flour beetle) is the source of this 1408-nucleotide messenger RNA. RefSeq names its product glutathione S-transferase. Gene Ontology annotation, molecular function: glutathione transferase activity. Lineage: Eukaryota; Metazoa; Arthropoda; Insecta; Coleoptera; Tenebrionidae. The record is from RefSeq and is a predicted model, not a curated record. The coding region runs from base 170 to 784 and encodes 204 amino acids. Gene Ontology annotation, biological process: glutathione metabolic process. The transcript has 5 exons.